AUGCGUCCCUUGAAGCUGUACGAGCACCCCGAGUUCAAGAGGGAGGAGUCCGACAUCUCCCUCCUUCACACUAUCUGCUUCGUCCUCACACUCGCCCUUUUGGGCGCAACCCUCGUCUUGAGCGUAUCGUGUCUUUUGCUAUGGGACGACUGUAAAACAUCAUAUCCCAUAUACUCUGCACGGCCACACCUAUUAACAGUGCGACAAGUGCUCAAUGGUUCCGCUGCUGUGCGGCUGUGA
Molecule: messenger RNA, 240 nt
Organism: Dichomitus squalens LYAD-421 SS1
Lineage: Eukaryota; Fungi; Basidiomycota; Agaricomycetes; Polyporales; Polyporaceae
Exons: 2
Coding region: 1-240 (79 amino acids)
Source: RefSeq, a predicted model, not a curated record